AGUGGCCACCGACUCAUUGUAUAAAGCAAAAUCAGAGUCGGAUUAUAUACGACAAUUUUCCCCCCACCCACGAACAAUAUUCUCCCAGCAAUUCUGCUACUGGGCACAGGGCCCUCCAUACCCUCCUUAAGCAAGCUUUAUUAUUUUAUUUUGUUUUAUAUAAAAAAUCCCACAUUAUUUCACAGUCCCUUCCAUUUUUUAUGAUCUCCCGAACCUUAUACUUAAACUCCCAAACUGACUUUUUUUUUAACUCCUUUUCUCUGUGUUGUUAUAAAAAAUUUUCAUAGUUUUCAUCAGAUUAUUCUUAUAAUAGGGGAGAAGAGAUUUCUGCUUCAUCCAAAAUCUUAAGCCAAAGCUCCAAUCUUUGUUUAAUACCUUGAAACAGUUCUGAAAUUAUCAGAAUACAUUCAGAACCCAUUGUAGGAGGUCAUCAAACAAAAUCAAUUCUUUUCGCUUGCUAUCAAAAUCUGAUGGAUUUAGAUGAUUUCCGAUCAGUUCUUGAAACUGCUGAGGUCGAUAUUUGGACUUUUAUUGACACAGCUAUCCUGGUGGCUUCAUUGGAUUAUGGACAGGAGCUACAGCAACGGAGAGAUAGAAUUGUGGAGAGGCUUUAUGCAACUUCUAUGGUUACUCGAUGUAGAAACUGUGAUUUUGGUGAGAUACCAAAUGAUUUUGAAGUGAAAGCUGAUAUGAGGAGAGAGAGUAACCAUGAAGAUAAAGGAAGAGGUGUGUCACCUAAUACACCACAGUCAGAUAAUGUGGAUGAUGAGUUGGAUCCAUAUGGAGGCUUGUUUGAUGAUGAGCAGAAGAGGAUUCUUGAAAUUAAGGAGCAUCUUGAAGAACCUAAUCAGUCUGAAGAUUCUCUGAUUGAUUUGCUUCAAAGUUUGGCAGACUUGGACAUAACAUUCCAAGCUCUCAAGGAAACUGAUAUUGGGAGGCAUGUGAACAAAUUGAGGAAACAUUCAUCAAAUGACGUAAGGAGAUUAGUAAAGCAACUUGUCAGGAAAUGGAAAGAGAUUGUUGAUGAAUGGGUGAAGUUGAAUCAACCUGGAGAACUAGAAUCCUCUGCACUUAUGGUUGAUGGAGAUUCGCCCCAGCAAAAACUUCCUCAAAAUGGUUACCACCAGGUUCCUGACUUUACGUACUCUCCAAAUCCACACAAUGGGAGUUCUAGCUCAGACAAGAAUAAUUCGGAGCCACAAAGGAAACAGAAGUCAGUCCCCCCUCGAAAAGAAGCUCCAGUUAAACCUACUUACUCAGCCCCUGUUGUACUAAAUAGACAAAGAGAACAAAAGGAAAUCAACUUGGACUCUGAAAGACUGGCUUCAGCCAGAAAAAGGCUUCAAGAAAAUUACAAAGAAGCUGAAAAUGCCAAAAGGCAAAGAACAAUUCAAGUGAUGGACAUUCACGACCUACCUAAACCCAAGAAUGCCUUCUUUGGAAAGAAGAAAAUUGGUAGCUCUCAAGGGAGACAUUGGUGAUUGGUGAGUGAAUUUUUUCUGAAGACAUCACUCCAUCAUGCAUGCCAAAGACUUCUGGUGUCAUAGAGAUAAGCUAUUCAUUUACUCAUGCCAAAGCCUCCUAGGGUUCACCAGAAAACCAGAAGCCGGUGUAUCCUUAAGUGGGCAUUUAGGUGUGGAUAAACUUUUCUAUACAAAAUAAGAUAUUUGGUUUUAGUUUAUUUGUAACUUUUUGACCGGAUGUUUUAAGAAUGCAAAAGCAUUGCUUUUGGGUAACAAGGUUUUUGACUUCUAUUAACAUAUUCAUAACCAACAUUUUUACAACAACAAAAGCCACACGCGAUAGCUCCUUGAUUGUUGACAAGCAAACAGGUCAUUUUGCAUGGAUCAGGUCUACUACAAACGGAAAGCCAUCAGACUUGGUCGGUCGGCUUGGUUACAUUUGUUCUGGACUCACUGUCCUUGCUAACGGAUACCUUGCAUUGAAGACAAUCUCUUCUGUCAUCAGUGAAUCAGCAAUUAGCCUUCUUUCCAUAAACAGCACCAUUAAUCAUCAUCCUCCACCUAGUUUCCUCAGCUCCAUGCCUGUCGUGAAUUCAGGGUUCAUAUAAACCUUUCAUAUUGUCUCCUGAAUCAACAUAAAGCACAUUGUUUCAACCUAGAUUAUUUUCUUCCAACAAUAAACCAAUAUUGUCCCAACCAACAAUAUGCAACAGCCUCCAAAAAUUAGCUUUAAAUUAGAUUAGGAACCUUUCUCAAAAAUUGGAAGAAUGAAUUCUUUUCUAACAUUU
Molecule: messenger RNA, 2251 nt
Organism: Durio zibethinus
Lineage: Eukaryota; Viridiplantae; Streptophyta; Magnoliopsida; Malvales; Malvaceae
Source: RefSeq, a predicted model, not a curated record